Molecule: messenger RNA, 877 nt
Organism: Aaosphaeria arxii CBS 175.79
Lineage: Eukaryota; Fungi; Ascomycota; Dothideomycetes; Pleosporales
Exons: 1
Coding region: 137-877 (246 amino acids)
Source: RefSeq, a predicted model, not a curated record
CUGCUCUAUUGCAUGUUCCCUCCACUGAAACUCCGUAUUCUAUAAUAGCAACACCUUUGAACUUCGUACUAGAUACCGUUCACACACACUCUGCAGGCCCCAGCGACUUCUUAUUACACUUGUCCACCGCCAGUGCAUGCUUCUUCUCCUCGCCUUCGUCCUGAUCAUUAUCCCGUUCGUGACAGUACAGCUGGAGCGCCACAAAUACUCGAUUAGUUCCCGCGUUCAUACUUGGAUGCAACAGACAGGUCUCGAUGGUGGGAACGAUACCAGCAUGAGUCAAGAGCCAAAUCAGAACCCACUACGGAAGCCUUGGAACCCACCAUUUCCAACCCAGCCACCCGAAAACGAGCCUAAGAAAGGAAUACUUCUAUCGUUGCCCAAGCUACAUCUCCCAGCGAGUCUCAACAACCUCGUGAGGCACGACAGUGACGACCUACCCGCGCUGGAAGGGAGCGAUAAUGGGCCACCAUAUAACGGCGCAUUGAGUCCAGGCACGGCAGCAAUUCUGGGAACAUAUCGACGAUUACCGCCUCCUCCUUUACCUACACCAAUUGACCCUCCCUCGUCUCACGACCCUCUCUCACCUCACGACGUGACAAUCAAGCCAAUUGGCAGAUCAAGAACCGAACCCAUGGCUCAAACAUUAAGUCCUCCGAUUCCACGGCGCACAUCAGAACGAUCUUUGUCGGCCACUUCAGCGGCAUGGAUUACACUGCAAUUGAUGUCUGUCGCCUUGAUCGUCUUUCUGAUCUUGGUUCUGAUUGCUCAUUGCAUGGCUUGGUUUGUGGUAUACAAGACUGAGUCAAGACUUGGCGAUGUGAGACGUGGGUUAUUGAGAGGUGGUGAGAUGAGAAUGUGUUUGUGCACGCGUUGA